Hemicordylus capensis (graceful crag lizard) is the source of this 2991-nucleotide messenger RNA. RefSeq names its product RUN and FYVE domain containing 1 (gene RUFY1). The coding region runs from base 257 to 2347 and encodes 696 amino acids. The transcript has 18 exons. NCBI's taxonomy places the organism in Eukaryota, Metazoa, Chordata, Lepidosauria, Squamata, Cordylidae. The record is from RefSeq and is a predicted model, not a curated record. Gene Ontology annotation, molecular function: metal ion binding. Gene Ontology annotation, cellular component: cytoplasm. Gene Ontology annotation, biological process: regulation of endocytosis; protein transport.
GUAAGCGCUUAGGGCCGGUAGCUGUUCUCCUUCUCCUUACAAUUCAUCUCCAGCUUUGGUAAUAUAAAGAUGACCACGUUUCUCUUUAUACAGAAAACCAAAAAGACCAUCGCAAGAGGUCCCAGGGCUUGAGCAGCAGACGACGUCUUCAAACGCAACUCUCUAGAUUCGCAUUCGCAAGUUGUAGAGCAGGACAAGAGGAAGUUAAUGUUGCGAGCGAUCGCUCAUGACUAGUGUCAUAUGACAGGUUUUAAAAAUGGCUGAAGGGGAGAGUUGCAACUUACCUGCGGUGGUGGAACAGAAAGAGGACUUUGAAGUCAUUGAUAGUACUCAGAUCCCCAGCGCUUCUGAACUGAAAAGCGAUGGCAAAGAAAAGGCGUCUGAAGACUCCGGAUGGUCCGCUCCUAUCCUCUCACUGGCCAAGAAAGCAUCCGAAAACUUAGCAGUGAGCUAUGGAAAUGCUCUGAAGUCUGCAGCCUUGGCAGGACUCGUGCCCAAACCAGUCAGCAAUGACAGCACAGCAAAACAAACGGCCAAAUAUCAAACAAUGGAAGAACGAGCAAAUCUCAUGAAUAUGAUGAAGCUGAGCAUUAAAGUCUUGAUCCAGUCAGCUCUGAGUUUGGGUAGGACUCUGGAUUCUGACUUUCCUCCCCUGCAACAGUUCUUUGUGGUGACAGAACACUGUCUCAAGCAUGGGCUUAAAGCUAAAAAGAGUUUUAUGGGUCAGAACAAAUCGUUCUUUGGACCUUUAGAACUGGUGGAAAAACUUUGUCCAGAAGCAUCAGAUUUAGCAACAAGUGUCAGAAAUCUACCAGAGUUAAGGACUCCAGUAGGAAGGGGCAGAGCUUGGCUUUAUCUUGCCGUUAUGCAAAAGAAGCUGGCAGACUACCUGAAAGUACUCCUGGACCACAAGAAUCUAUUGAGUGAAUUUUAUGAGCCUGAUGCCUUGAUGAUGGAAGAGGAAGGAGCAGUGAUUGUAGGUCUUCUAGUGGGACUGAAUGUAAUCGAUGCAAAUCUCUGCUUGAAAGGAGAAGAUUUGGAUUCCCAGGUUGCAGUAAUAGAUUUUUCCUUAUACCUUAAGGAUCCACAAAGCAGUGAUGAUGGCAAAGAAGAUGGAGGAAUUACUGCUGUAUUAGAUCAGAAGCAUUAUGUAGAAGAACUUAACCGUCAUCUAAGUUGCACUGUUGGAGACCUUCAGAGCAAGGUAGAGUGCUUGGAAAAAAACAAUUCAAAGCUCCAAGAUGAGCUGACAGCAGCAACAGAUCGGAUCAGGGCUCUUCAGAAAGAACAGCAGGAGUUGAAGCAGGAAAAUGAUUUAAUCCGGGAACGAAGUGAAAAGCAUGUUGAGGUAACUAAACAGGACACCAAAGUUGAACUGGAAACAUAUAAGCAGUCACGCCAAGGCCUGGAUGAAAUGUACAGUGAUGUCUGGAAGCAACUGAAGGAAGAGAAAAGAAUCCGAAUGGAGCUGGAAAAAGAGCUGGAACUGCAGAUUGGAAUGAAAACAGAAAUGGAAAUUGCUAUGAAACUCCUGGAGAAAGAUACUCAUGAAAAACAAGACUCAUUGGUUGCCCUGCGGCAACAGCUGGAGGAAGUUAAAGCUAUCAAUUUGCAGAUGUUUAACAAAUCUCAGAAUGCAGAGAGCUCUUUGCAACAGAAAGAAGAAGCAAUAUCAUCCUUUGAGGGCAAAACGCAUCAGAUGAUGUCUUCUGUGAUGCAAAUGGAGGACAGAUUGCAACAUGCAGAAAAGGCAAGGAAGGCUGCAGAAGAGAAAAAUGUCAAGCUGAAGCAAGAGCUGGGUGGUAAAAUUGAGACCAUGAAGCAACAACUAAUCCAACUGGAUAACAAAUGUUCGGUUCUUGAGAAAGAGUUAAAAUCUGAGAAAGAACAGAGGCAGACUCUGCAACAAGAGCUGCAUCAAGAGAAGGACAUGACAGCUUUGUUAAAAACAAAACUGCAGCAAGUGGAAGGGCUGAAAAAAGAGUUACGAAAACUGCAGGAAGAGAAGCAGCAGUUGGAAAAGGUUUGUGAAGAACAGGAUCAAGCUCUUCAAGAAAUGGGGCUUCACCUUAGCCAAUCCAAGCUUAAAAUGGAAGAUAUUAAAGAAGUAAAUAAAGCACUAAAGGGCCAUACCUGGCUGAAAGAUGAUGAAGCAACCCACUGUAAACAAUGUGAGAAAGAGUUCUCCAUUUCAAGAAGAAAGCACCACUGUCGAAACUGCGGUCACAUCUUUUGCAACACUUGUUCCAGUAAUGAACUUGCACUUCCAUCCUAUCCAAAGCCUGUACGAGUUUGUGAUACUUGCCACACUUUACUGCUUCAGAGGUGUUCAUCAAAUUCUUCCUAAGACAUUACUUUGUUUCAGGAGAACUAUGUAAGACUGAACAUUUAAUAGGCUUUCCAGGAAUCUAAAAUGCUGCCAUUCUUGAUGUAUCAUACAACUUUAGCUAUGGUACUAAUUUUGCCAUGUUAGAAUGGGACAAGGAAGAUUUAAUGUAUAAAAAUGAAUCUUACAGAAAUUAUGGAAGUGAAAUAUCUUGCAUUGAUCAAGUGCCAGAAAAACUCAUACCCUAAAAAUGUGCUCAAUGUGCCGCACCUUUGGGGUGCACAGUCACACUCCUGGUUUUGUUUUUAAAUAUAAAAAGCUAUUUUGUUUGUAUUUAACUUUGUACUUUACAUUUGUACAUUUGAUCUUUAAACAAAUUAGUUUUCUGAACACUUUUUUCCUCAUAUGUUUACCUACUGUAAAUGUUUGCACCUAAAUAUUCUGCUAGAUUUGUAUUUAGUCAGAUGAAAAUGUCAUCUUACAGUUUGUCCCUAUGGAAAAUGUUUUAAAGGAAUGUGUAAAUGAAUGUGCCUUCACUAUAUUUCAAAGGGUAAAUAGAGUAUUCAAAGAGUAAAUAGAUUCUUGUGUUUCUAAAGCACCUAUAAAAUAGUGAUUAUGCAAUAAAUACUGUUAAAAAGCAUUAAACAAAUUGAUUUGCACCUUCA